AUGAGGACUCAUCUGCUUUGGUUGUUGCCCCUGAUUCUGCUGGGCUCAGCUCAGGCGCUGAAAUGUCACGAGUGUAGUACCACCACAGGAAACUGCUACAACCCUAGAUCUUGCAGCGAUAAGAGUCGCUACUGCUUGACCAGCUGGUAUGCACCCCCAGGCCAGCAAACGCUCAUCACAAGAACAUGUGGAUUUACCUGUCCUGAUGUCCUUCAGAACCAGAAUAACUCCAAGGCCUCCUGCUGCAACACAGACCUCUGCAACAGUACCGUGAGCCUUCACGCCAGCUGGGUGCUGCUGAUUCUCAGUGUCUGCUUUAUCUAUCUCAGCCGAUAG
This is a messenger RNA of Chionomys nivalis (European snow vole), 336 nucleotides long. Its product is annotated as lymphocyte antigen 6D-like. The coding region runs from base 1 to 336 and encodes 111 amino acids. The transcript has 3 exons. Gene Ontology annotation, molecular function: acetylcholine receptor inhibitor activity. Lineage: Eukaryota; Metazoa; Chordata; Mammalia; Rodentia; Cricetidae. The record is from RefSeq and is a predicted model, not a curated record.